Molecule: messenger RNA, 1281 nt
Organism: Rotaria sordida
Lineage: Eukaryota; Metazoa; Rotifera; Eurotatoria; Philodinida; Philodinidae
Source: the annotation of a GenBank genome assembly
AUGGCCAAUGAGAUACCAUUCGAAAAACAAUAUCAAUGGAUCUUACAAUCGGAUGAAACAAGACUUACUCAACAAAAAAUUCAUGAAGAAAAACAAAGAGCAGUUAUAAAUGCAUUAUCAUCAUAUCAAACUUCGAUUCAAACAUCAAUUGAUUAUGAAAUUGAUUUUCUUCCUGGUGAACCAGUAUUAGUAGGUAUGAACACACCAUAUUUUGAUAUAACAAAUGACAAAGCAAAUAUAAAUGAAUUAAGUAUUCAAUUAGCUCGAUUAACUAGUAAAAUGCUUCAUAAAAUUCAAACAUUAUGUCAAGAAACACAAUUACCAUUUAAUAAACAAUUUCGUAUUGAAUUACAUCCUGUUGUUUGGUUUGAUUAUUAUUGGCAAAAAAAUGAACAAGAACAACGAAUAGAUUUUCUUAAUAAAGCUCGUACAUAUGUUGAUAAAUAUCGUCAUUUUGUUAAAUAUGAACAUUUAUCAGAACCAAAAUUUGAACCACUUGUAUCUGAACGACAUUGUCGUUAUCAAACAACAUGUGAGAAAGAAGGUGGUAAAUAUGCGCAUGCUCUUCAUUCAACAUUGAUUUGUUUAGAAAAUGGUUCAAUGUUACGUGAUGAUGGUUUACAAAAAUGUGGACAAUUUUUUGUUAAUAGUACUAUUGCUAUGCAAUGGCCAGUCAAAUCAAUGCUAAAUUCACAUAUUUCUAUAUUAACAAAUGACAAUAAUAUUGAUUAUGGUCUUAACUUUCAUUGGCAAACAUCUAGUUUUAUUUUUACUAGUAAACGUGAAACAGUACGUGAUCUUGUUAUGUAUGCAACACCACCUUGGCAUAUAACUAAUCGUAAAAUGGCUUGUUUACCAUUAUUUUGGUUAACAGUUAUUUAUACAUGUCGUUUUCUUUAUUCUGAACUUUAUUUACAAACAAAUCGUAAUAAUAUUCAAUGGCCAGUUUAUGCUAUUGCACUUAAUUUUGGUAAAUGGGAAACAGGUGGUUCUUAUAGUACGCAUGCAAUUGAUUGUCAUGCUCAUGCACAUUUAUUAUUAACACGAGAAUUUAUUGAUGAAUGUAAUGAAACAUUUUUUCGACAAUUACAAGGUCGACAAAAUGCAUCACCUGAUUAUUUACAUCAGAAUGCUGAAAUACUUGAACGUGAACGAUUACUUAGUUACGAACUUCGAAGUUAUCAACAAACAAUAAAAGAAUUAAAAAUACAAAUUGAUGAAAUUCAAACUAAUAUGAAGACAAUGAUGAAUAUACUUGAAAAUAUAUUAACAAAAAAGUGA